This is a messenger RNA of Harpegnathos saltator (Jerdon's jumping ant), 1991 nucleotides long. Its product is annotated as facilitated trehalose transporter Tret1. The coding region runs from base 179 to 1573 and encodes 464 amino acids. The record is from RefSeq and is a predicted model, not a curated record. Gene Ontology annotation, cellular component: membrane. Gene Ontology annotation, biological process: transmembrane transport. NCBI's taxonomy places the organism in Eukaryota, Metazoa, Arthropoda, Insecta, Hymenoptera, Formicidae. Gene Ontology annotation, molecular function: transmembrane transporter activity. The transcript has 3 exons.
CAGAUCCCAAAUGCCUCCUUGCGUCGCAUUUUGAUGUGAUUACACGAUUCAUAAUUGUUAUCUUGACAAUCCGCGAUUCACACAACGCGGAGAUAUAAUACAGCACGCCACGCUGCUCGCAGCUCUUUAGCUUAGCGCUCCUGUAACGGUGUUUUCUCCCUUCGCAUCGCCGAGAAACAUGGCUGUCGACGCCGAGAAGGGAAGGUACAUGAAGCCGGAAGGCUCGAGGACUUGGGAGUACCUGGUCUGUCUCACCUGUACUAUCAUGUCCACGGUCGUCGGACUCGUUCAGGGGUGGAACUCACCGGCCAUUGUGGCUCUCAUGAUGCCGGACUCACCGAUUCCGAUCAUCGCCUCCGACGCCUCUACCUUGAUAGCCGUAAUCUCUGUCGGCUUCGUGAUAUCUACACCGUUAAGCAUGUACCUGAUUGAGAAGAUAGGGAGGAGGAAGGUCAUGCUGAUGAGCGCGUUGCCGAUGAUAGUCGGCUGGGGUCUCAUCACGGUCGCCACGAACAUUUGGAUCCUGUACACGGCGAGAUUGUUGAACGGUGUAGCUGUCGGCUUGUUCCUAAAUCCGCUAUCGAUAUACAUGGGGGAAAUCGCGUCACCGUGCUUACGGGGGGCCGGGCUGACCAUAAAUAUACUGAGCUUCAACGCCGGCAUUCUCCUAGGGUACGUGAUCGUUCCGCUUCUGUCGCUGUCGAUGUCGUCGGCGAUCUUCAUGAGCAUAACCGUCGCUUUCCUCAUCAUGUUUUACUUUAUGCCGGAAUCACCGUACUACUUAGCCAUGAAGGGCAACAUAGAGGACACGGAGGCGGUGCUGGAGAAACUGCGCGGCAAGACGGACGUCUCCGACGAGCUCGAGGUCGUCCUCGAAGCGAUCAAAUCCAAGAGUAGUCAGCGGACCGGCGGCUUAACGGAGCUGCUGACCGUGCGCACCAAUCGGCGCGCUUUCAUCAUCAACAACAUCCUCAUAUGCAGCAUGCACUUCGGCGGCUUCUUCACGAUGAUCGCGUUCGUCCAGUUAAUCUUCCAGUCGGUGACGAGCGUGUUCUCCGAUCGUACGGUCGCCAUAGUGCUGGGUGUGGUGCAACUGACCUCCGUGUUGAUCACCGCCUUCGUGGUUGACCGGCUCGGCCGCAAGCCGUUGAUAAUGGUCUCCGGCGUGAUGGUCGCGACCGCGAACCUCGUGAUCGCUGUGUUCUUCUACAUGAAGGACUUCCUGUACAUGGACAUGUCGUCGUACUCAUUGGUGCCGUUCAUCGCGACAAUAGUGCUGAUGUUCGCCAACAACUGCGGCGCAAUCAGCCUUCAUAUAACCGUGCAGUCCGAAAUCUUCGCCACCGAGAUCAAGGCGCUCGCUACAUGCCUCGGAGGCAUCCUCGGCGCAGUUUUUCACAUAAUAUCGGCCAAGACUUACAUCCUGAUGGCCGUCACCUGGGGCUACGGCCCGAUGCCGGCCUUUCUGUCGUACUUCGUGACCGUGGUGAUAUGCACCGUCGUGACUCUCCGUCUUAUGCCGGAGACGAAGGGCAAAACCUUUGUGCAGAUACAAAAGGAGCUGGACAAUUGAGAGCCGAGGAACGAACCAGCGCUUUUUCCGGUUGUUCGAGGAGGAUCCUUUAUUGGACACCGAGGGAGGCCAUAUUGCCUCGUAAAUUGCGCGUCUUAAAGAAAGAUAAUUUCGUAUCAACGGGCUCGCCGAAAAUUUCUAUCCGAUCCUACGCGGCCGCCGCCGCCGCCGCCGCCGCCGCCGCCGCUGCCGACGAUGUCACCGACGUCCUCAGCGACGGGAAGGAGGAAAUUGAAAAUCACGUCCGGGAACGGGAAGUCGAAAGAGAUAAGCUUUCAAGAUGCACGAGCGGCGCGAGCGAAUUUGGGCAACCGCGUUGAAAUUGCCCGCAAUGUUGAUGCACGUCGCGAUAGAACGCGCUCAUGGAACGCUGCAUCUCUCUCUCUCUCUCUCUCUCUCUCUCUCUCUCUCUCUCUCU